AUGAAACUCCUAGAUAACGAGAGCUCGUCCGGUCUGCUCGACCUAUCGCCAGAUGUCCUGCAAGGGCUACAGGACAAGCACCCACAGGCAGCUGAUAUCGCAGAGGAGAGUUUGUUGCAUGGCCCAAUUGAUUAUAUUCCGCCAAAUGUUUAUGACCUUAUAGACGAAGAAUCGAUCUACAACUCGGCAAGUAAAACCAAGGGCUCAGCCGGACCAUCUGGAAUGGACGCAGAGCUGUAUAAGAGAAUCCUGUGCUCUAAGAAUUUCAAGACCGAGGGCAAAAUAUUGAGAGAAGAGCUAGCCGUGUUCACAAGAAAUCUGCUAAGGAAAUCGUACCACCCAUCCUUACUUGAAGCCUUUACGUCCUGCAGGCUUAUCCCGCUUGACAAGAACCCGGGAAUCAGACCAAUUGGUGUUGGAGAGGUACUAAGGAUAAUAGUGGGGAAAACGGUCGGCGGUUUCUUAAAGGAGGAAAUAAAAGAAGCGGCGGGUCCCCUACAAGUUUGCGCUGGUCAUAAUGCAGGAGCGGAGGCUGCGAUCCAUGCAAUGAGUCAAGUGUUUGUUGAAGAAGGAACAGAUGGAAUAUUGCUAAUUGAUGCUAGUAACGCUUUUAACCAAAUGAAUAGGUCAGCGGCCUUACACAAUAUCCAGAUCAUGUGCAAAGAAAUGGCGCUCUAUGUUAUUAACACAUAUAGAAGCCCAUCUAGACUGUUUAUUUGUGGGGGAGGUGAAAUACUUUCUCGAGAAGGCACCACACAAGGAGAUCCGCUAGCGAUGCCAUGGUACGUACAUCCAUAAUGAUACAGAAUUUGAGGGAUCAUUGCCCACUGGUUAAACAGGUGUGGCUUGCAGACGACUCACCUGGAGGAGGGAGUAUAGUGCAGGUAUACAACUGGUACAGGCAAUUGAGUAAGGAAGGUCAAAAGUUUGGUUACCUUGUGAAUGGGACAAAGAGCUGGCUUAUUGUGAAGUCUAGGGAACUAGCGGAGGAAGCAAAGAGGGUGUUUGGAGAGGAAGUCAACAUAACAACUGAAGGUCAGCGCCAUCUGGGAGCAGUUAUUGCGUCGCAAGAAUACAAAGAUCAGUAUUAUGAGGAGAAGGUUCGUGCAUGGAAAGAGGAAAUCGAGCGUCUCUCUGAAAUAGCGAAGAGCCAGCCCCAUGCGGCGUAUAUUGCUUUCACAAAAGGCUACAAGUCGAAGUUCACCUACUUCAUGCGCACGAUUGAAUCGUUUGAAAUUUAUGUCGAUCCAAUCCAGGAAGUGAUUGAAGAUUUACUACUCCCAACUUUGUUCGGUCAAUCAGAGCCUCUCCCUAACGAGGUUCGCAGACUUGCUACCUUAGCAACAGGUCAAGGGGGUCUAGGCAUUCCUGAUCUGAAAUCCGAGGCACCGCAGCAGUUUGCUGCCUCGAGACUAAUAACCACCGCGCACGUAGAUUCUAUUACUUCACAGAGUUCCAUCAUGGUGCCAGGAGAAAGAUCUACGGAGGAGCUAAAGAGGCAUCAACAAUCACUUAAGAGAGCAAGUGCCAAAGAGAAAAUGGAUAGCAUUGAUUCAAGCCUCUCCCCAGGCCUGCUGCGUCUAGUUAAUCAAUCGAGGGACAAGGGCGCACGUUCUUGGCUGAAUGCGAUGCCUCUCGGAGACAAAGGUUUAGCCCUCAACAAGCAAGAGUUCAGAGACUCGCUACGCCUGCGUUAUGACUUGCCCUUAGUCGAUUUACCAAGUCAUUGCAUAUGUGGGGAUAAAUUCACCGUUAGUCACACCCUCUCUUGUAAAAAGGGGGGGUUUGUAGCGCAGAGACAUGACGGUGUACGGAACUUGUUAACGACAUUCAUCAACAAGAUCUGCAAUAAUGUCGAAAUCGAACCACGCCUUCAACCCCUGGACAACGAGCGAUUUCAUUUGAGGAGCGCUGUUACAAGUUCUGAGGCAAGGUUGGACAUCAAAGCGGGAGGUUUCUGGGCAAGAGGAGUUACGGCAUUUUUUGAUGUUAGAGUUACGCACGUCAACUCCAAGUGUUACCAGAGCAAGCCAACAUCGGAAGUGUUCAAAGAGCAAGAAGAAGAGAAGAAGCGCAAGUACCAGCUGCGGGUGUUAGAUGUAGAAAUGGGUUCGUUUACGCCUUUAGUGUUUGGAACCAAUGGCGGAAUGGGAAACGAGUGUCAUCGGUUCUUAAAGCAUCUCGCAGACAAGAUAGCUCAGAAAGACACCGAGCCUUAUCAUGUUGUAAUCACUUGGCUCAGGACACAGAUCUCGUUUGAACUCUUAAGAUCGGUACAUGCUUGCGUCAGAGGUUCGCGAACGCCGUUUCGUAGCAAGAUAGAGCAAUCAUUAGACUGUAAAAUAAAUGCCGCUAGUGCGGAUAUCUGA
Porites lobata is the source of this 2369-nucleotide messenger RNA. The record is from the annotation of a GenBank genome assembly. Lineage: Eukaryota; Metazoa; Cnidaria; Anthozoa; Scleractinia; Poritidae.